GAAAGCUUGUACUAAUCCAUGCACUACCGUUCAAAACUAUUUGUCAUUGGAAGCGGUAGGGUUAAAGUAAAACACUACUGAAUGUGGAUUACUUAGGAGAUAAUUAUCAGCUGUGCACCAGUGCAUUUUAUUACUAAGAAAUAUAAAAAGACAUGUCAAAGAGAUUAACAAGCUUGUUUGUACAAAGUCUAUUUAUUCAACCAAGAACUAUCAAUCAUUUUGCUGGACUGCAUACAUCAUCAAUUACCAUGGCAGAACCUUUAAAAAAGAAGAAAAGAGUCGGCCUAGCUGAUAGCCAAAUUCAAGUAACUAGAAAAGUUAGAAGAAUUGAAAAAGAAAUCAAACGACUUAAUCGUCUCGAUCGAAUAUUAAGACCAAUUGAAGAAAUUGAAGGAGAUCGUCAAUUAAAGAAAGAAAUAAAAUUACGUCAACGUCCAUCAAUAGAUAUUAGUGAAACGGAAUUAGAUGAACGAAUAGGUAUUUGGAAGAAUUGGACACGUUAUCAAAGAAAUGUAGCACACAAUGAAAUGAUCAUGUAUAAUUCAGCAAUUGCUGCUCAACAGAAUGCUUUAAAAUGGUUAUACAAAACAUCUCCCGAUUUAUACAAAGCGGCUAUUCAACCUUGUCCUGAAUUAAUUCAAUCAUCAGAAUUAUCGAAUGAUGAUAAUUUAGGAGUAGUAACAAAAGAAAAUGAAAUGAAUUAUUUAACAUUAGUAGGUCCAUAUAUGACUGCACCAAAAUUACACGGGGAAUUUAUUGACUCGACUGAAGAAUAUGAACCACCAGAUGGUGAACAAAUUGAUACAACAAUUCAAUUAACUUAUGAAUUUGAAAUUGAACCACAAUUAUUAGCUCAACCAAAGAAGAGAAAGUUUAUGUUUACAAAAAAAUGAAAUGUUCAAUUCUUUUUUUUCUUCUUGUAUUGAUAAACAAAUUAUAUAUGACUACAAUGUUACAUUUUGUUCGGAACUUAAAGUUAGUUAGAAUGAGUAGCACAACAAUACUUCCCUAUUUCAUUUGAAAAGUGAUCUCAUCUAAAAUAAGAAAAACAAAGAUGAAAGCAAUCGUAUUAAGACGAUGGUUAUUAUGGGGGGGGGUAUAUUGGAAAAAAAAAGUUAGGAGUGGUCAAAGCAAAAUAUGGCAUCAGUCUAUGAAUUCAUUGACAAUGGAACCGAGACAUGUUCAGAAGUGUAGAUUACUUGGCUCAAGUUCACAAGAUUAUCGUAACUCGUGCCUAGAGACUUUGAAUGACAUGGCGCAAAGUCGUUCGCAUUUGUGUAAAGAAUAAGACAAUAAAUAAACCGGAAACAAAUCACAAAGCACACAGAACUCUAUCUCCAAGAGACAUUAAAGAAAUGUAAGUUAUACUUUUCCUAUGAUAUAACUACGUCAGAUUGAUUUGAUAAAAGGUAGUUAAUAUGAGAUGGGUUUUUUGUGGAGAUUUUAGAAAUUUCAGAUUAAAAUCAUGAGUCAAUUGAAACUAGACCACCAUGGAAAACCUGGAAGCACUGGGCGGCCGUUUCAUCCUAUUGUGGGACUCCUCAGCAGCGCGCGUCUACGACCUCGCCCCCUGCGAGAUUCGAACCCAGGACCUGCUGGUUUCGCGCGCGAGCACUUAACCACUAGACCACUGAGCCCGCAUCCAACGGUGUUAAUGUCUAACUUCAACAAGGUAGUUAAACAUAGAAGUGAAUUUAGAGACAUAGAAAUUCCAGUUUACAAGCUAGUAGUUGAUAGUUAAUUGUUAACGGUCCAAAAUACUUAUAAUACACGGUAGGAUCUAUAGUGUACAAAGGUACAAUGAUAUGGAGGGCUAAUCAGAAGUAGCCUAAUGAAAAGGUCAAUCGAUGGCAAUCAGAAGUGACAUAAAGGCCAAGUGCAUUUCAUUGGCUAGGGAAUGGAUCAAUUUCCUAAAGAUUAGAGUGGUCUAUAUAUACGAAUGAUUAUUUGUGCAUUUUAUUCGGUAGUCCAAUACGCUUCCUCGCUUAAUCUUGUGUUCUUGUUCAAGUAAUCAGUUUGGGGGGGGGGUUAGCGCAUAGUAUACCAUGUAUCAGUAUCAGAUUUUGGACACCGCCCGUCACAACAUAAAAUACUUACUGAUGUUGAGGGAAGAUUUAUAGCUCAUGUGGAUGAUUUUCAUGGAAUUUUGUUCUCUGAGCUGGUUGGUUUGGUCGUGAAGCUUCAGGUAGAAAUGAAGUGUUGAUGAUGUCGUUCAGAUGAAUGAUGAAAGCUCCAUGAUCAAACUAACCACCUCAGAGAACAAAACUCCAUCAUAAUACUUACUGAUCUACUCAGAGGAUAGUAGCCUCGAAAUUCAAAUAUCAUAAACCAAUACAAAUAGGAAUUUCAAGAAUUCAUUUUAAAUUAUAAUUCUAUGUGGAAAUGAACUAGUUUCGAUUAAAUAAUUAGUUAUAACAAGCAUAUAAGUAUGACGAAUUGUCGUUUUACACUAAAGAGUGAGUUCAAUUAAACAAUUAUUUAAAAUUAAAAAAAAACACUGGCAACGCUGGGACUGGUUGGAAAAAGAGGAGAGGUGAUCAGUGUAUGACAUGGUGUCGUGGUGUGAAAGAAAGCUGUACAGGACCAGCCCCUAAUGUUCCUCUACAACUCCCUGGCUGGGGUCCUAGAGAUGAUGCAACACAGUGGCUAGAGACGUUACCAGAUAUGGCUCAGAAUAGAAGUCAGUGGCGAUCCUGCUGUAACCUUCCUUUACUUUCCUCAUAAAAAGUGGUUGUAACUUCCUCAACUGAAAGAAUUCUUCUGGUUGUACCUUUCCGUUCCCCCAAUUAUUAUUACUAUCGUUAUUUCACUAUCAUACACUAAUUUGUGGUCGUUAUUGUUCGCUCUUUUUUUUCUCAUACGCACCUUACCUUAUUUUUUUCCCUUCUCAUUCUCAUUGUUUUGUGUAGCCCAUAUAUAUCUGGUGCUCCCUUGAAUCAAUAUUUAUGUGUUUAAAUAAAAUAAAAUAAUGAAGAAACACUGAAAGUUUGUUGUGUCUUAGUAUAUGAUUUCUCAACAAGAAUAAACAUUCAUGACCUCAUUUAGGAUGAAAUCUAAGAUUUUAUGACUUUCUAGUGAUUGAUUAACAAAUUCCAACACUUUAUACUAAUAAACAAUCACAAAUGGAUACCACCACCUAAUGAACAAUUAAAAACAAAGAUAAACAAUAAUGAAGAGCUAUUUCGGUUUUGGUUUAUGAUCUUUUAGCAGUGCAAUUAACCAAAGCUAGAAUGCUACAUAGUGAUCCACUGAUAACUUUGGAUAGUACUACUUAUACCAUGCAACCAUAGUUCCAACUCUUCUAGGUGAAUUCUCCGUAUUCACUAAUUUGGUUAAAGCGCCAGAUAUCCGCUUUUCUUCAUGUCAAUUCCGUAAAAAAUACCCUCGCCCCGAGAAGGCAGUGAGUAGGAUUUCCCUGACAGCGGCUAUAUACACGUGACCAUGUGAGAGCAUUUAAAGAAGGAAAGUGUAAUAUUCCCACCAUCGGCCGAACCUAGUUAUUUAGGAGCUUUUACUUUGUCAUUAUUCUUGUUAAUUUUGCCUGUCUAUAUUGAUAUGAUGUUGUAACUUGGACUAAUAUAUAGUUUGUGCAAAAUCCUACACGUUGACUAUGAAUGAUUGUAAAAAAACUUUUAGUCACAUCACCUAAUCACUUUCACUGUUGCUUGCAACUAUCACACAGAUAUCAGUUAUAUAGUCUGGUAUACUGAAGACGAUUUAUUCUAAGCAUCAGUGUACAAGUAAGACAGAUCUAUGCCAUGUUACAUUCAAUGUGCCCCCAAAUGCCUUGGUACGGCCGAGAAUGAGGAGAGUCAGCUCUCCCUCUCCAAAUGCUCUCACAUGGUCACGUGUAUAUAGCCUCUGUCAGGGAAGUCCUACUCAAUACCUUCUCAUGGCGGGGGUGUUGUUUAAGAAAUUGAGAGGACGAAAAGCGAAUGUUCGGCGCUCUAACCGGGUUGGUGGACAUGGAGAGUCCACACAGGGGAGUUGAAAAACCCUCAUUCCAAACCAAUGGUGCACAUGGGCUCCAGCACCCUGAGGGAACAAAUGGCAUAUGAACCAAUCGUUGGUCACCGGCUACCAUGGGACUGCAUCUCCUUACGAUGCUCCACUGCCUUGUGGAUUAAACCUUCAGGUUGAAGGCUCGGGGUGUGGCCCCUUAAGAAAACCACCUGUUUCGGUUUGGGCACCCGGGCAGUAUCAUAGCCCUCACACAUAUCAAAUGAGAUCUGUGUGGCGCAUAUGUAUCCGAUGCCCCCUUGUACCUGUAUUUGUGUGUUCAAAUAAACAAAUAAAAAAUAAACAUUCAAUGUAAAUCAAAGAAUUAUACAGAAAAUUAAUACAAUUUUCAUAAAAAAUCAC
This is a messenger RNA of Schistosoma haematobium, 4362 nucleotides long. RefSeq names its product 39S ribosomal protein L40, mitochondrial (gene MRPL40). NCBI's taxonomy places the organism in Eukaryota, Metazoa, Platyhelminthes, Trematoda, Strigeidida, Schistosomatidae. Gene Ontology annotation, cellular component: mitochondrial large ribosomal subunit; mitochondrial ribosome. The record is from RefSeq and is a predicted model, not a curated record. Bases 153 to 893 code for a protein of 246 amino acids. The transcript has 6 exons.